CUGCCAAAUGAAAGAUGUUAACUGCAGCCUUGCGUGUUCGUGUCUUGUGUGUGUUUCGCAGUCACCUAUGCCCAAGACCAUUCUGAUACCCAUCCCUAUAUCCAAGUCAUCGGCCCCUCGUUUCCGCAGCGUGGAGGGCCUCAACCAGGAGAUCGAGCGCAUUACCAUCCAAGACACCCCUGAAAAGGACGAGACCAUCGUUCCACAGGAUGUCCCAGAUGGGCACCGUGCACCCCCACCCGUCCCCCCACAGCGCAGCAGCAGCACCCGCAGCAUCGACACACAGACUCCCAGGGGCGGCCUGAUGGUAACACAGCACUGCAGUAGCCGUCCCGACUCCAUCUCGCCCUCCUACCUCACCGUCCUCAACGACACAGGUGGAGGCAGCCCCUAUGAAGACAAAGAGCUGGGCCCUUACUCCCCUCUGCCUAAAUACGCUGCCUCUCCCAGACCAAACAACAGCUACAUGUUCAAGAGAGAACCUCGAGGCUGUGAGAAGGUCAAAGUAUUCGAGGAGUUCAUGCCCAAACCUCUGCAGGAGAUUCCUCCCUUCCUGUGUCCCGACCGCAACAAGGUCAACUUCAUCCCUAACAGCGGCUCUGCCUUCUGCCUCGUCAGUAUCCUAAAGCCCUUACUCCCCGCCCCAGACCUCAACUUUCGCCCCGGGGUGGGCCUCCGAAGCCUGUCCCCGUCCCUCGUGCCUCUGUCCACCCAGCCCUGCCUCCUGGAAGAGCCUGAGAGCUUCUGACACCCCACGAGGGCUUCAAGUCGCCACAGCCCCCACGAAGGAAACCCCCUCCUCCCCAA
Molecule: messenger RNA, 807 nt
Organism: Micropterus salmoides (largemouth bass)
Lineage: Eukaryota; Metazoa; Chordata; Actinopteri; Centrarchiformes; Centrarchidae
Product: protein FAM117B-like
Source: RefSeq, a predicted model, not a curated record